Molecule: messenger RNA, 1766 nt
Organism: Cyclopterus lumpus (lumpfish)
Lineage: Eukaryota; Metazoa; Chordata; Actinopteri; Perciformes; Cyclopteridae
Gene: slc2a9l2
Product: solute carrier family 2 member 9, like 2
Exons: 12
Coding region: 97-1665 (522 amino acids)
Biological process (GO): monosaccharide transmembrane transport
Cellular component (GO): membrane
Molecular function (GO): hexose transmembrane transporter activity
Source: RefSeq, a predicted model, not a curated record
CUUCCUCUUCGGUGUGAAAUGUGUCUCGUCUUCUUAUUCUUAUUCUUCGUGUGAUGUGAGAUGAACUUCUCAUUUCAGGUUUUCUGACACGUCGAGAUGCACAAACCACCGAAGGAGCGGAUGAAGAACGACCCGAAGACCUGCGAACAGCAGCCGGUCACCGGCUGCCUGCUGAGCGCAGCCUUCUUCGGUGCUCUGGGGUCGUCCUUCAUCUACGGCUACAACCUGUCGGUGGUCAACGCUCCGGCUCUGUACAUCAAAGCGUUCUACAACAGGACGUGGGUCCAGAGAUACGGAGAACCUCUGGCGGUGGAGACGGCCACCCUCCUCUGGUCCGUCACCGUCUCCAUAUUUGCCAUCGGAGGCCUCCUGGGGGCGCUGUCCGUCUCCGUGAUCAUCAAAGUGCUGGGCAGAAAGGGAACCUUGCUGCUGAACAACAGCUUCGCCCUCCUGGCUGCUCUGCUGCUGACUCUCGGGGAAAGGGCCCAAUCCUUUGAGAUGCUCAUCAUCGGUCGGCUCAUAAUUGGGGUUGACUCUGGUAUCGCUCUCAGCGUCCUCCCCAUGUACCUGGGAGAAAUUACUCCGAGACAUAUCCGAGGGUCCAUCGGCCAGUUCAACGGCAUCCUCAUCUGCUUCGGGGUGUUCACGGGACAAGUGCUGGGUCUGCCCGAGCUGCUGGGUCAGGAAGCCCGAUGGAGCUACCUGUUCUCCUUCCUGGCGUUGCCGGCGAUGCUGCAGCUGUGCGUGCUGCCCUUCCUCCCGGAGAGUCCUCGCUACCUGCUGAUAGAGAGGAAGGAUGAGGCCGGGGCCAAGAGAGCCUUCCAGAGGUUUCUGGGGAAGAAGGACGUGUCCCGGGAGCUGGAGGAGGUCCGUGCGGAGGCCCAGGUUCAGGACAACAUGCACACCGCCUCUGUGCUCCAGCUGCUGAGGAACCCGGCGGUUCGAUGGCAGCUCAUCACCAUCGUCAUCAGCAUGGCCUGCUAUCAGCUCUGCGGCCUCAACGCCAUCUGGUACUACACCAGUGGGAUCCUUCGGGAGGCGGGCUUUGCCGAGAACCUUCUCCCCUACAUCACCCUGAGCACCGGGGCCGUCGAGACGCUGGCGGCCAUCAUCUCGGGCUUAGUGAUAGAACGGAUCGGGAGGAAGCCGCUCCUCAUCUUCGGGUUCUCGUCCAUGGCCGUUUUCUACAGCCUCCUCACGGUGUUCCUCAAGUUCCAGGACAGCCAGUCAUGGAUGCACUACCUCAGUUACGCCUGUAUUCUGGCGGUGAUCGCGUCCUUCUGCUCCGGGCCAGGUGGCGUCCCCUUCGUGUUGACCGGGGAACUGUUUGAACAGUCGUACCGGCCGGCCGCCUUCACGGUGGCCGGCACCGUGAACUGGCUCUCCAACUUCACCGUCGGCCUCGUGUUCCCCAUCCUGCAGGAGAAGCUGCAGUCCUUUGCCUUCUUGCUGUUCGUGGUGGUCUGCGUCUUCGGGUCAGUCUUCCUCUACGCCGUCCUCCCUGAGACCAAAAACAAAACAUUCAUGGAUAUCAGUCAGAGCUUUGCCAAGAUCAACCAAAUCCCCGUGCCCUCCCCCGGCCAAGAAACGGAGCUGGUUCUGUCGGGCGAGCGCAGCACGGAUGGAAAAGUGCACGAUGUCGCCAAGAUGGAGAGUUCCUUCUAGGCCGACGGGGCACGGACGCUGUGGAGAAGCCUGGUCGUGGUUUUUGUUGCUGUACAUAUUUAUUUAAUGACUGGUCAAUCAAAUUAAAUCAAUGAUCGAUG